This is a messenger RNA of Miscanthus lutarioriparius, 372 nucleotides long. The record is from the annotation of a GenBank genome assembly. NCBI's taxonomy places the organism in Eukaryota, Viridiplantae, Streptophyta, Magnoliopsida, Poales, Poaceae.
AUGAGUGCAGGCGCAGCCCGUCGUCUGCGGUGGCAGCACAGGGCGGCCUGGUCCUUGCUCCUCUUCUUCGUCGUCGUCGUCGUGCUGCCUCUUCUCGUCUUCAUGGCCCAAGGCGGCCAACAGGAGCCCGCGCACGUCGGAGAGGACCGCCAGAUCGAUGGCGGAGGGCAUGCUGAGCAGCAGCAGCUGAGCAGGCUGGGCUCCAGGCCGCCGUGCUGCGACCGCAAGUGCGGCGCGUGCGCGCCGUGCACGGCCGUGCAGGUGCGCGCCGGCGACGCAGCUGAGCGGGAGCCGGGGCUCCGCCCGCUGUGCGCCAACUACGAGCCCGUCGGGUGGAAGUGCAGGUGCGGCGCUGCCGUCUUCGAUCCUUGA